AUGGGAGCGGCGGAAACAGAGGGGAGGCACUUCACGUCGGAGGAGCUCCGUCGCCACAACUCGCGGUCAGAUCUGUGGAUCUCGAUACAGGGCAAGGUCUACGACGUCACCCAUUGGGUGAAGGAUCAUCCCGGUGGCGACCUCCCACUUUUGAGCCUCGCCGGUCAGGAUGUCACCGACGCGUUCGUCGCCUACCACCCCGGCGCCGCCUGGGCUCACCUGGACCGCUUCCUCGUCGGCCGCCUCGCCGACUACCGCGUCUCCGAGAUCUCCCGGGACUACCGCCGCCUCGUAGCCGAGUUCUCAAAGUCGGGACUAUUCGAGAGGAAGGGCCACGUGACGUUGUUCACCUUGAUCUCCAUUUUCGUGAUGUUCGUUGUGGCCGUGUACGGCGUGAUCGGCUCGGGGAGCACCUUGGUUCACCUGUUGUCCGGCGGCCUCAUGGGCUUCCUCUGGAUACAGUCAGGGUGGAUCGGUCACGACUCUGGCCAUUACCGUGUGAUGACGACGCCCGGGCUCAACCGCAUAGCCCAAGUUCUGAGCGGUAACUUCCUGGCUGGUAUCAGCAUCGCGUGGUGGAAGAGGAACCACAACGCUCACCACAUUGCCUGCAACAGCCUCGACUUCGAUCCGGACCUCCAGCAUAUGCCUUUUUUCAUAGUAUCCCCCAAGCUCUUCAAUUCCUUGAAGUCGUACUUCUACGACAGAAAGAUGGACUUCGAUGCCAUUACCAGGCUCUUGGUCAGCUACCAGCAUUGGACCUUCUACCCGGUAAUGUGCUUCGCCAGGAUCAAUCUCUUUACCCAAUCCAUAAUCCUGCUUGCCCAGAAAAGGGUGCCCAACAGAAAGCAGGAGAUUCUGGGCGUCGCUCUGUUCUGGGUCUGGUACCCUCUCUUGGUCUCUUGCUUGCCUAACUGGGGAGAGAGGAUAAUGUUUGUCGUGGCAAGCUUCUCCGUCACCGGAAUCCAGCAUAUUCAGUUCUGCUUGAACCACUUCUCUUCCAGCGUCUACGUUGGGCAUCCCGGUGGCAACGAUUGGUUCGAGAAGCAGACGAUGGGCACGCUUAACAUCACCUGCUCACCUUGGAUGGACUGGUUCCACGGGGGCCUACAGUUUCAAGUGGAGCAUCAUCUGUUCCCUCGCCUGCCCCGAUGCAACCUGAGGAAGAUUUCUCCUUUUGUGAGGGAGCUCUGCAAGAAGCACAAAUUGUCUUACUCGACUACGUCUUUCUGGGGGGCGAACGUCAGGACCAUCGCUACUCUCAGGGCUGCCGCAUUGCAGGCGAGGGACCUGGGAAACCCUGUUCCUAGGAAUUUAGUCUGGGAGGCAGUAAACACCCAUGGCUGA
Molecule: messenger RNA, 1347 nt
Organism: Spirodela intermedia
Lineage: Eukaryota; Viridiplantae; Streptophyta; Magnoliopsida; Alismatales; Araceae
Source: the annotation of a GenBank genome assembly